Molecule: messenger RNA, 3119 nt
Organism: Nilaparvata lugens (brown planthopper)
Lineage: Eukaryota; Metazoa; Arthropoda; Insecta; Hemiptera; Delphacidae
Gene: Sap30
Product: histone deacetylase complex subunit SAP30 homolog
Exons: 5
Coding region: 265-816 (183 amino acids)
Biological process (GO): regulation of DNA-templated transcription
Cellular component (GO): histone deacetylase complex
Molecular function (GO): transcription coregulator activity; protein binding
Source: RefSeq, a predicted model, not a curated record
UUUUGUGCCCUAGCUUCAGCUGUUGCCUGUUGUUGGUUGGCAUUUGACUUGAGCUAAUGUGCUUUCUGCUCUGUGAAGGAUAAAUUUUGGCUACUGUAGAGUUAAAAAUAUUGUUCAAUUCAGCAAGGACAAGGAUAUAAUUUUUUUUAUCAAGGCUGUAGCUACACAGUUGCAAACUAUAAUAAGGAUUAAGAAGAACGAGGCUGGGAGACACUAAAAUAAGGAUUGGGGAGAACGUGUCAGAGAGAAAAAUUUCUUGAAAGAAUGCAGCGCAGUAGCGGUGACUUGGGCAACGGAGGUGGGUUCAGCUCAGGUGAGGAGGACUCCCGUGGUGCCCCGGAGCAGACCUGCUGUCUGGUGGAUGACAGCUUCCGGUGUCAGCGGCUGGCGGGCAAUGCGUGCUACAGCAAGCGCAUCCAGAAGACAGUCACACAACGCAGGCUCAAGCUGCAUUUGGACCAGCAGGCGCGGCAUAUCUACAUCUGCGACUACCACAAGAGCGUGAUCCAGUCGGCGCGCACCAAGCGGCGAAGGAAGGACUCCGAGGAUGACUCGAACGAGACUGACACAGAUGUGCCAGAGGUCGACCUCUACCAGCUGCAGGUCAACACUCUGCGCCGGUAUAAGCGACACUUCAAAGUGCCCACGCGGCCGGGCCUCAACAAGGCUCAGCUGGCUGAUGUACUAAUGAAACACUUCAAAACAAUUCCUGUCAAUGAGAAGGAGACAUUGGCCUACUUUUUCUACCUCAUAAAGACAAAUGGUAACAAAUUCGAUCAAAAAAACGCCAACGCCAAUGGCAAUGAAACCAACUGAGUGCUGAAGUUACCAAAAGUUUGUCAAUUUUAUUGUUUCUGUUUAUAUUAUUUUAUGUUAGAUAUUAUGUCAGUGAAUGCGAUGAGAGUUCAGAAGACUUUCCAGGAAAAAUACCCAAUUUCAAUCUAUCGUGGAAUAUUAUUUUUAAUUUAGCCUUAUAAUUACUCAAGUUUUAUUGACCUAAGCAAAGUGUACGUGAGUUCCUUCUAUCAUUGAAUAUUUUUCAAUGUUUACCCUAUAGUUAUUCAAAUAUUAGAUAAAAAGACUAAGAAAUUAGUCUCUACAUUGUUUAUCAGAGAUUGGCAAUGGUGUAACAACCGAAACCGGUCUUUCUAACUAUCAAUAAAUCUGUGGUUUUUGACAAUUUCUUAGUCUUUUUAUCUAAUAUGAAUAAUUACCACAAUAUCAACUUCUCAACUACACAAAAAGUUAUUCAAAUAUCAUUGCAUAAUAACUAUUACUUGAUUACCUUCAGUUAUUAUAUAUAAUUUUUGAAAUUUGGCCCAAUAGUCACUCAAAUCUCAUUUCUAUUAAGUAGAACGAAUAAAUUCUCGAUUUCAUUCUAUUGUUGUAUAAUCUUUUAAAUUUAUCCUAUAAUCACAUAUAUCUUAUUUCUAUUGAAUAAAACUACUGUACUUCUUCACAACCAAUUAUUCGGUGAGAUAUGACAUUGGCGAACUACUGCAUUGAUUUCCAACUGUGAUAUUCUUACUGUUCACUUAUUAAAUUACAACUUUAUUUCAUUUGUGUAAUGUAUGUGACUAUGAUUUAUUUGUAUGCGACUUGAGUCAAUAUUGUAAAAAUUACAAUGCGUGACAUUGAUAAAAUGAAUUGAAUCAAAAUUAGCUCUGUUUGCUACACUAGUAUUUGUUACAAUUUUGAGUCAUUUGUUAAAUUUCGAUAACUUCCACAACACCUUCACUACAACACAAAAAGUCAAAGCUCAUUCAUUUCACAAAUAUGUUGAAGAUACAACACUAAGAAGUGUUGAAAGGAUAUUCUAACAAAUACAGUAAUUAUAUAGAGUGGUGUCAUGAAGCAAUCUAGACGCUAGACUCCUGUCUAGCUAACUGAUCAGUCAGGUCAGAGGCCCUGAAAUCGAUCAAUAGUAACCUGAAAUCUCAACACAAGACCUGAGCCAGACAUGUCACUCGAUGAUUAUGCAUUUUAUUUGUGUAGAGAUUCUAUGACUCGAUUAAAUACUAAAUGUUAAGUAAUUAAUUUGAAUGCUCAUCUAUUCUAAGUACACAGCGUUUGUCUAGCAAUUUGCCGGCCAGGUUAGCCGAGACAACUAAGGCGUGCACCCUUAAGUCUUCUAGCGCUACCUGUUCGCGGGUUCGAAUCACGCCGGUAGGCAUGGAUCAACGUUUGAUCAUCUCAACAAAUCACCCACGGACUUUCCAUUACCCACGCACAAGCUGUAAGCUCUUUGUGGGCUCAUGUAUUCAAUUGCAUCCGCAAUUAAGAAAAAUCAACUCCUACUAGUAAUGUUAAAGUUUUGCCAAAAAGCUGUCAUAUCCCCACUUAUUUACAUCUGUGGCCUGAUGAACAUUUUUUCCAAAAUACAAAUAAAGCUGCACAUAUAGGACCGCCACCCUUUGUUUUGGCACCAAGCGUAUGUAAAUUAAUCAAACAUCACGCCCUCAGUAGCUGUCACCAGUUUUUCUGUAGCCUUUAAUUUAUAAAAAUAUUAUGGAAUUAUUCAAAAAAUCUAAAUGUGUUUUUUAUGUUGUGACGUGUAAUUUCAAUAUUGAGUUUCUGUCUUUAUUAUAUCAUAAACAUUUCAGAAACUGGAAGAGAAAAACAGACGCUAGAACGAAAACUUUUGAAUUUAGUUUAGUUGUGCAUAUUGAUAUACAAAAUUAGGUGGUUUGGAACCCACCUAAAACUGUAUGUCCACUCAUCUCUCAUCAUCAUCCGCCUCAUUGCCCACGCACAAACCUAAGGCUCAUCACCCUCAGCAAAAUAAUCAUACAUCUCAAUUAUUUGUCGCAUUAGUCAGAGUUUAGCUAGAGUAUCGAUUACCUUAUGAAAUCACUAAUAGUUCCCCAUUCAUCAGUCGUCGUCGAUUUAAGGUAGACGCACACAGAUAGUCAUCGGACGAUUCGAUUUGAUGCAUUAUUUUCAAUUGGAGUGCUCAUACCUAUACGGAUGCGGAUAGGUAUGCGCACUCCAAUUGAAAACAAUGCAUCAAAUCUAAUCGUCCGAUGCGUGCCGUCCGUCCGAUGACGAUCUGUGCGCGCCUACCUUUAGAUUGUUUCAGGAAAUUCCUAUACCAAAUGUUAUCCAGUUUAACACUUUGU